Messenger RNA from Thermothelomyces thermophilus ATCC 42464, 1233 nucleotides. RefSeq lists its product as uncharacterized. The record is from RefSeq and is a predicted model, not a curated record. Lineage: Eukaryota; Fungi; Ascomycota; Sordariomycetes; Sordariales; Chaetomiaceae. The transcript is spliced from 2 exons. Bases 135 to 1088 code for a protein of 317 amino acids.
GCUGGUAGCCUUCGGAUUUCUAAGCAUCAGCUAGAAGUCCCUCCUGUCAGAGGCUUUCUUAAGCUGCAAGUUUCGAGAUUUUAUGUCACAAGAGGAACGUUUGACAGCAAGCAUCCCAAGAAACAAGCACAAAAAUGACGAUUGGCAUCUUUCCAGCAUCUGGGGGGCUCGGAACGAGCACUUACACCCACCUUCUACGGCUUGUUCCUAAUGACCAGGUAAUUUUGAUCAAUCGCUACCCCGAGAAGGUCGCGCAAAAGCACAUAGAAGCUGGAGUUCAAGUGCGCAAGGCAUCAUAUGAGAGUAAGCCAUCGGAACUCGAAGCUGUCUUCUCCGGAAUCGACACGCUAUUUCUCAUCUCAUAUGCCAGCCAUGUUCACGACUACAGGACCAAGGUCCACCUUCCUGCGGUUGAUGCUGCUAAAAGAGCCGGCGUCACGCACAUAUUCUACAGCUCUCUCGGUUUCGCAGGUAACUACCAAGACCACUCGCUUGCAGAGGUAAUGCAAGCUCAUCUCGACACCGAACGCCACCUUGCCAAACUGGCUGCGGAAGCUCCUGCCGGUUCUUUCUCUUACACCGUGAUCCGCGAGGGUUUGUACUCGGAAUCAACGCCGAUUUACACAGCCUUUUUUGACCCCCGCCAGCCCGAAGAGGUGGACCAUGGCGAGAUUCGCAUCCCGCACGACGGCUCCGGGCCCGGCGUUUCGUGGGUGAAACGUGACGAGCUUGGCGAGGCGACAGCGCGGUUGAUUGCAAACCAUGCAGCAGACAAGAAGGGCUUUGAGUUCUUGAACCGCACUGUGCUGCUGACGGGGCCAAGAGUGUGGUCGCUUGCGGAAACUGUCGACGUGCUGAGCAGCAUUGCACAGAGGAAGGUCAAGAUCAAGCCGGUCCCAGUGGACGAAUAUGUGAAGUUGCCUCAGGUGUUGGCAAAGUUUGGGUCAGAGGAACUGGCGAGAACAUGGGCGACGGCUUGGGAUGCCAUCCGGGCGGGGGAGACGGCGGUUGUUACUCCUGACUUGGAAAGGAUCCUGGGGAGAAAGCCUGAGGAGUUUGACGUUGCUGUACGCAAGUGGUUUGCCUGAGCGGGCAUGAUACACAUAUUAGGUGUGAUCGUGUUGUCUUAGAACCCGAAGGAUAGGCUCUCUCCCUUCACACACACUAACAGUUAGGUAAUGCACUCGUUUACCUAGGUCUGAGGAAUCCAAUAAAACUCAAGUUUCCACGGAG